GGUGAAGUGAUUUAGGAAACAAGGCGGUAGUGAUUUGUUUUAUAUAGAGUGAGCUAUCAAAGUGCUGGAUCGAUCUGCAGGAAACUGGAUUACGAUGGAUUUUGAGGAGUUCUGCGGUGGUCCCUUCUGGGACUCAACCAAGGAAUGGACGAGUGCCAUACCCGGUAUGACUUUCUGCUCCCACCAUGUGAUUUAUCAGUGGAGUCCGUGCAUGUUUGUGUUCAUCUUUUCGGUCUACGAGCUUCAUAAGUGCAGAACCAGUCGGUACCGGGAUAUACCUUGGAAUUGGUACAACAUGUUGAAGUUGUUGAUUACACUUGUACUAAUGUGUUCGAGUUGGGUUUAUCUAGCACUGUUUAUGGCGGAAUUAGAGCAGUUCAAGGUACCUGCGGUUAGUGCGGUCUUGAAUGCCCUGGCAUACAUAUUGGUUCUGGUGUUGAUGUUCUUCCACCGCAGGUUCGGUAUCCGAAGCUCGGGAACACUUUUGAUUUUUUGGUUUCUGCGUAUGCUAUUCGGGAUCGAACCAGUACAGGAUGAGAUUCUUAAUGAGAGAGACACCGCGUUUUUGGAUUUUCAGUAUGUCUUUGUCAUGGUACAAUAUGCGCUCAUUUGCGCGAUGCUUGUACUGGAGCUGUUUCCAGAUCGAGAACCAAAGUACAGUGACUACCCAGAAUCGAAGAAUCCCAAUCCGGAGUUGCGAUCGAGCUUCUUUGUGCGGCUGUUCUUUCUCUAUUUCGACGCGUUCGCAUGGAAGGGCUUCCGCAAUCCGCUAGUGACCGACGACAUGUACGAUAUUAAUCCGCAGGAUGCUUCCAGGGAGUUGGUACCACCCUUCGAUAAGUAUUGGUAUGAGAGCGUUGAGAAGGGUCGACAGAAGCAGAUCGUAACCGAUAAGAAGGCCGGGAAGUCGAACGUUGACUAUAGUCCCCACAACCCGACCAAUGGGUCAGUGUUGCCAGCCAUUGUGAAGGCGUAUGGAGGUCCCUUUUGGUUCGCUGGAUUGCUACAGCUGGCGAUCUCUGGGCUUUGGUUUGCGUCGCCCUAUUUGAUGCAGGAGUUGAUGAAAUGGAUCGCUAUGGAUGGACCCCGGUGGCAAGGAAUCGAGCUGACCUUCGCACUCUUCGCAACAUCUAUGCUGGUGGCUCUGUUCAACGGAAUGUACUAUUACUAUACCUAUUUGACGGGGUUCCGCAUUCGCACAGGACUGAUCAGUGCCAUCUAUCGCAAGGCCCUCCGUAUUUCGAGCUUCGCCAAAAGAGACACUACAGUUGGAGAGAUUGUCAACUUGAUGGCGGUUGAUGCCCAGCGGUUUUUUGAAUUGGCACCCUAUCUCCAUAUUCUCUGGUCUGGGCCGUUGAUUAUCGCACUCUGCGUUUAUCUGCUGUACGAGAUAUUGGGCGUAGCCGUGUUCGCCGGACUCGCCAUGAUGAUCCUCACCUUGCCUUUCACCGGGGUGAUGGCAACUCAGCUGCGAGAUUUGCAGGUUGAACAGAUGAAGAUCAAGGAUGAUCGGGUGAAAAAGAUGAACGAGAUUCUCGGUGGAAUCAAGGUGCUCAAGCUAUACGCUUGGGAGCGUAGCUUCCAGGAUUCGAUCUUGGAAGUACGUGACAAGGAAAUCGGGAUACUCAGGAAAAUGGCAUAUUAUGGAGCGGGAGUCUAUUUCACCUUCACAGUGGCUCCUUUUCUGGUGACCCUGAUUUCAUUCGCAGUGUACGUGUCGAUAGAUGAGAACAACCAUUUGGAUCCACAAACGGCGUUCGUAUCGCUAGCACUGUUCAACAUUUUGCGAUUUCCGCUCGGGUGGCUACCAAUGAUGGUGACCUUUGCAAUGCAGGCCUGGGUUUCAAUCAAACGUAUAGAUAAGUUUAUGAACAGCGCGGAGUUAGACCCCAACAAUGUAACCCAUACCGAGAGCGAAGAUGCGGUUUGUAUCAAGAAUGGAACCUUCUCGUGGGGUGAUGAAACGCCAACGCUGAGAAAUGUUAACUUUUCUCUACGCAGAGGACGAUUAUCAGCGGUAGUCGGUAGCGUUGGAACCGGCAAGAGCUCGCUGAUUUGUGCGCUGCUUGGAGAGAUGGAGAAAAUUCAGGGCUUCGUCAAUACAGACGGAAAAAUUGCGUACGUACCACAGCAAGCAUGGAUCCAGAACGCAACUCUGCGAGAAAAUAUUCUUUUUGGAAAACCGUUCGAUCAACGCAAGUAUGACAGGAUCAUUGAGUGCUGUGCUCUGAAACCUGAUCUUAACAUGCUUCCGGGUGGUGAUCAGACGGAAAUCGGUGAGAAGGGCAUCAAUCUGUCCGGAGGACAGAAACAACGUGUGGCUCUGGCCAGAGCAGUCUACGCCGAUGCCGACAUCUACCUGUUCGAUGAUCCUCUGAGUGCGGUUGACGCUCAUGUUGGUAAGCACAUCUUUGAGAACGUGAUCGGUCCCCAGGGAAUGCUUGUUGGUAAGUCUAGACUGCUUGUCACCCAUGGAAUAACCUUCCUACCGAAUGUGGACAACAUAUUCGUGGUGAAAGACGGAGAAAUAUCGGAAAGUGGCACCUAUCAGGAGUUGUUGGACCAGAAGGGUGCUUUCGCUGAAUUCAUGAUCAAUCACAUCCAAGAGAUGGAUGAAAACGAUGAAGAAAUCCAAGUUCUACAGGCGACCUUGAAGGAUGAGCUAUCGCAGAGGGUCAUUCAGCGAGCCAUUUCUGUUCGUUCGGAUCAAUCCGAUGAGACGGCUACCAACAGACGUAUUAGUUGGUUGGAAUCUCGCAAAAGUAUCCACGACGACCAACCAACCAAUCCAGACAAAUCCACUCUAAUCGACAAAGAAGAAUCGGCAACGGGAGCCGUUACUUUGACUGUCUACAUGAAAUACGUCAAAUCCAUUGGGCUGUCCCUUGGGUUGUGGUCGGUUAUUUUCAGUAUUAUCACCCAGGCCAGCGGAAUCUACUCCAGCAUUUGGCUAACGGAUUGGUCGGAAGACCCCGAAGCCAUCACGGACACAUCGGUGCGGGACGUGUACCUCGGUGUCUACGGAGCCCUCGGAGGCAUUCAAUCGAUCACUCUCUUCAUAAGUUCCGUAGCAUUGGGGUUGGGCUGCCUUAAGGCUGCCCAAGAGUUACACGACAACCUCUUGGAGAGUUCAAUGAAAAUGCCAAUGUCAUUUUUCGACACCACUCCGUUGGGACGAAUCAUAAACCGCUUCUCCAAAGAUGUGGACGUGAUGGACAAUGUCCUGCCCGCAACAAUACGGGCAUGGCUUUACUUCUUCCUGAGCGUUAUCGGAGUGUUCGUUGUUAUCGGGAUAUCCACACCUAUUUUUCUGGCCGUCGUACCGCCACUCAUGGUCGUUUACUAUCUCGUUCAAAAAGUUUACAUUGAAACAUCUCGACAGUUGAAACGAUUGGAAUCCGUCACGCGGAGCCCUAUUUACUCCCACUUCGGGGAAACCAUCAACGGACAGUCAACGAUUCGGGCCUACAGUGAGCAGACGCGGUUCACCAGGGAGUCCGAGCAGAAGAUCGACUUCAAUCAGAAAGUGUCCUAUCCAACAAUUCUAGCGAAUCGUUGGCUUGCCCUUCGGUUGGAAAUAGUGGGUAGCUUUGUGGUGCUAUUCGCAGCUCUGUUUGCUGUUCUUGCGAAGGGUUCGAUUGGACCCGCCACCGUUGGUUUGUCCAUUUCGUAUGCACUGCAGAUAUCGUCCACUCUCAGUUUUAUGGUGCGCAUGACGGCUGACGUUGAGACGAAUAUUGUGGCCGUCGAGCGACUGGAAGAGUAUACGAUGCUGCCGCGUGAAGCUGACUGGCAGAAGGGCACAGUCGCUAAGGACUGGCCAGCGGAGGGGGCCGUGGAAUUCCGCGAUUUAAUGAUCCGCUAUCGCGAAGGUCUUGAGCUGGUUAUCAGAGGUAUAUCACUAAAGGUGAAGGGAGGGGAAAAAAUCGGCAUUGUUGGGAGAACCGGCGCAGGAAAAUCUAGCUUGACACUUGGUCUAUUUAGAAUAGUGGAAGCCGCAAACGGACAGAUCAUUGUCGACGGAGUAGACAUAUCCACAAUUGGUCUGCAUCAGUUGCGUGGCCGCCUCACGAUUAUCCCCCAGGAUCCGGUACUGUUCUCCGGAACCUUACGGAUGAACAUAGAUCCCUUCGGAAGCUACUCAGACGAUCAGGUGUGGAAAGCGCUGGAGUUGUCGCAUUUGAAGAAUUUUGUUAAAGGUCUACCCUCUGGGUUGGAGCACGAUGUGGCUGAGAAUGGGGAUAACCUUUCGGUUGGGCAGCGCCAGCUUAUCUGCCUGGCACGGGCAAUUUUGCGAAAAACCAAAGUUUUAAUCCUAGAUGAGGCAACGGCAGCGGUAGAUUUGGAGACGGAUGAUUUGAUACAGAAAACGAUUCGCACGGAGUUCGCUGAGUGCACGAUCCUUACAAUUGCCCAUCGGUUGAACACCAUUCUCGACUCGGAUCGUGUACUGGUGCUUGAUAAGGGUCUGGUGGCGGAAUGUGACACACCGCAGAAUCUGCUUGCAGAUAAGCAAUCCAUAUUCUAUGGGAUGGCCAAAAAUGCUGGCAUUGUUAGUUAGGAGUUUAAGUUUUAUAUUGUGGUGGUGUUCAGCUAGGUUGUUGUGUUAUUGGUAUGGGAUUUAGAAUAACAAACUGGAUUUACCCGAAUCAUUUUUCAUGUUUCAUUUUUGCAAGCUGUAUCUCUUGGUAUUGGAUAUCAGAUUCUUCAUAUCUGAAAUUUUUCGAUUUCAGAAUCUUGGUACCGAGAUAACAGAUGUUGCCUGGAUAAACCACGUAAGCAGUUGACGUCGAUGUUAUUCUGUCCACUUCGUCGUCGGUAUCGAUUGGAAGAUAUCAUGAUAUAUGUGACUGUCUGCUUGAAGAUCUUUGAAACUGUCCUGACUACCACGACUCGCACUCCUCCGUCUGAACUGGGGAUGGUUUCAAUUAUGCAUACAAGAGGACAUUUUAGCGGAAGGUAACCCUUUAGCUUCUUCAGUAACAGUUAAUCCUGGACUGGACUGGACUGAGGAAGCGAUUAGGGGCCUUGUGAACAGGCUCAGAUAUAGAGACACGGUACUAGUUAAUUAGAAGAUACUCUGGGUCAGACCGGAAAGGUCGCCUGGGGCAUCGAUAAUGGGAACGUGUGGACGGGAGUUUAAGACUCAUUCUACUUGAGUUACGACAGUUAAAGCUGGAGCGAGCCGGAAUGAAACACACAUCCGCAGCUCGUGAUCUGCUUCGACGAAAGUGGUCGCAUAGUCGUAGUGCAAUUCUAGAGCCCGAUUGUGCGUGGCGGCGAAGCCUUAACCGAUAAACCUUUCCAAUUAGUGCACGAACAAGAAACGGUCCACGGUAUUCCAUCCCCGGUUACGUAAAGGCUCGAACGAACCUGGGGAAAACUGCGGGUAAAGGUGUCAUAUCUGGUCUGCCUGUUGAAGGAUUGUACCGGAAACAGGUGAUGCAUCGCCGGACAACCUAACGAUCCAAGUCCCGACGCCCGAAUGACCAGAAUCAUUGACGAACUCUAUCGAGCAACUGUGACGGUCCUACGUGAAGUGUCUUCAAGUGAAUCGACUUCGCAAUGAGGAAGCUCAAACAAACUGUAAGCAAAAUUGGAUGACCGGGGUUGAACGGUGCGUUUAAGUUCUUCAACCGUCCAUCAAUCCGGAGUAAUCCGAACUCGUUCAUGAUGAUGUUUGAAUUUUAAUGGCGAUCUCGAUGCGACUCUGACAGCGAUCUGAGGACUGACCGAAUAUGGAGGGAAACCAGGGAGCGCAACUUCUCUUCCAAUUCCGACUUGAUCGAUACGUGAGAUACUGUGGCUGGUGAGGAUCUGAUCUCAGAUCGGUUGGUACGCGCAUCCACUGCAUCCACUUUGUUAAGCGUUUUAUUCUCUGCAUCCCGAUUCGGUAGGACUGUCCAAUGUGAUAUAUGAUUUCAGUAAAUGUGACUGAUACGAUGUAAACGCAGUAUCGCAGAAGUAGUGUUCCUUUCUUGAAACAUCUUCUCCUUCUUCAAUGACACUAACGUUCUUAAAGAAACUUCGUCGUCUCAGUAUAGUAUUACUUGCGUAAAUUUUUUCAGUACUUAGUUGAGAUUGGUUUGCCAAAUAACAUGCCUUGGAGGUAUUCUGAGUGAUAAGCACUAGAAUACGCAUGACCGCAGGGCAAGUCUGGAGAUAUUUCUUUGAUGAAAAGAUCCUUCACCAGAAUAGGAAUCUAAUGAGUGAAGACCGAAACAAACAUUUUUGCGAGUGUAAUUAACUUGAGCUCUCCAAUCGAGGUGGCAAUCUAUCAAAAUUCCAAGAAUCUUGACCGUUCUCGAAUAAGGAAUCAAUACCUGGUCUAUCCUUAUUAGUGGUGGUUUACAGGCUGUUGCAAAAGGAGUCUAGAAAAUUAUCGAAUGAGUUUUCUUGGGAUUUAAUUCAAGUCCAUUUCUGUUACUCCAGUUUAUAAUGUUCUCUAUAUCAUUGUUAAUUUUUGCAAUAAUAUCGAUUAGGUUUUCGGGCAUACCAGAACAGUAGAGUUGAAAAUCGUCGGCAUAUAAAUGAUACCUACAAUAGUUCAACUCAUUCGGAAAUUUCAUAAACAUUGAAAAUACAAGUGGUCUUAAAAUCGAGCAAACUGUGAACGUUCCGUUAGAUAAGAGAGUAAUAAUUUAACGGCUGUCUUGGGGCAUUAAGCAUUUCAAGUUAUUAUUACAGAAUGUCCGAAAUGAUUCAGAACGGUAUAUUGAAACAUCAAAGGCAUUUUAUUUUGAUUCUCAGCAUAAAGGUCACAAAAAAAAAACUUGAAAGCCCUCAAAUAUUUUUCAGGGCAUUUUUCUUGUACCGUCAUGGAAUCAUUUAUUUGAAUAAAUUAAUUGAAAAUUAUUAUCAGAAAUUCAACAACUGCGCUGACAAUAAUUCCAUAAAAUCCAACUGUGCCGUCCAGUAAUUCCAGUUUUAGAAAAGAAUGCUUCAGCAGGACCUAAAGUCGCCAUCCAAUUUUGUCGCAGUUUUCACUGUUAGCCUAUUAAUUGUGUUAAUAUAACUUGUGACCACUUUUCCGUAAUACACAAACUUACAAAUCUGCUUCUAAUAAUUCUGCGACCUUUUAAAUGACAACCUUGAAAGAGAUCCAAUGUUUAUGAAGUUUGUCAGAUUGAAAUCAAUAUUCGCGGAAAAAAAUUCACAAAAAAAUAUACAGUCAAAAAACAUCGGAAAGAUCGAAAAGAAAAGGAAAAGAAAGAGAAAAGGUACAUACAAUCGAUCAAAAAAUAAAUCGGAAAUCGGAGAGGAAAAUAUCG
This is a messenger RNA of Toxorhynchites rutilus septentrionalis, 7271 nucleotides long. RefSeq names its product multidrug resistance-associated protein 1-like. The coding region runs from base 95 to 4561 and encodes 1488 amino acids. Lineage: Eukaryota; Metazoa; Arthropoda; Insecta; Diptera; Culicidae. Gene Ontology annotation, biological process: transmembrane transport. The record is from RefSeq and is a predicted model, not a curated record. Gene Ontology annotation, molecular function: ABC-type transporter activity; ATP binding; ATP hydrolysis activity. Gene Ontology annotation, cellular component: membrane. The transcript has 7 exons.